Messenger RNA from Aaosphaeria arxii CBS 175.79, 1087 nucleotides. RefSeq lists its product as uncharacterized. The transcript has 2 exons. The coding region runs from base 148 to 966 and encodes 272 amino acids. The record is from RefSeq and is a predicted model, not a curated record. NCBI's taxonomy places the organism in Eukaryota, Fungi, Ascomycota, Dothideomycetes, Pleosporales.
CUUGGACCCGUUGCGGGUAGGGUUUAAGUAGUGGACGGUGGUAAACAUGCCCUGUUCGUGACAAGGAAUCUAUCAUAAUCUCAACACCAUAUCAUCACAUCUCCACCUCUUGUGCCUCUUAGGAUAUCAGUGACGACUUGAAUGACCAUGGCCAACGACGAUAGGAAGGACAGCGCGCAAAUGGCGUCUUCAAAGAAUCCGACAAAGCCUUUACCAACCCGGACAGUAUCAACUCGCACCCAGGAACCACACAGGACUCCAAGCCAGAUGAACAGAACCACAUCGACCACAACUCCACGCCCAACCACCACAGCACCGAAACCCACACGCCCCGACCUCCAGCGCCGCCGCACCACCGCCAAAACCCGCUACAUGGACAUGCUCCUCUCCCUCGACGACGUGCCCAAAACGCACAACAUCCUCGCCUCCGCCUCCGUCUGGAUCCUCCUCGCCGGCUACAUCGUGCUCCCCGCCACCUUCAACAAAUUCCAACGCGACACAGACAUCGACGCGAAAGCCAACUCCGCGUUCUCCAAGGCCGCGCUGUCCACCGUCCGCAACGUCCCGCUGCUCUACAUCGCGGCUUUCGCGUGCGGCAUCGGCGUCGUGGGCUGUCUGUGGCUGUGGUGGAAGCACAGGACGAACUACGUGUGGGUCGUGAAUAGGAUUUUUCUCCCUGCGUUGAUGAAUAGUAUCGCGGGGUUGAUAAGUACGUUGGUUAAUGUGUAUUCUGCUCAGGCUGGCCAAUACUCCGUCACGGCGAAGGCGACGCUCGUCGUCACUGCCGCGUGCUCGACUGUAACCGCGGCGCUGUUCCUCCUGUAUAACACGGUCAUGCUGAGCCUGGUGAAGAGGAAGCACAAGCGGGAGACGGACGCCGUGGAGAAGGAGAAUGUGAGGAGGGAUGGGGUGGUGGGUGGUGUGGUUGUUGGUGGUGCGGUCGGCGGGGCUGCGGCGGCUGCGUGAGAUGGAGUUGGUAGUUUAUUAUUUCUUUUCGCUUUUAAUGAAUGGGGGAAGGUAUACGGGGGACUGUGUAUCGAGGGUGAGGAGAUAUAUCGUGUGGGAGAGACGGGAUGGGAUGUUCGGG